Messenger RNA from Paramecium pentaurelia, 1036 nucleotides. The record is from the annotation of a GenBank genome assembly. Lineage: Eukaryota; Ciliophora; Oligohymenophorea; Peniculida; Parameciidae.
AUGUUAUUAAUUUUCUUGAUUCCUUUUGUUUUCUGUGUAUAAAAGAAUUUAGAAAAGGUGUGGAUUGAUACAGGUAUAUUAUAUUCAUAUAAAAAUUAGAUUCUGGAGAUGCUUAAGCAUUGUCAAUAAUAUAUGCAGCAUUCAAUUUUAAUGUUUUAGGAAUAUCAACUAUUUAUGGAACUACAUCGUAAUUUAUAUUAUGAAAUAGAGCUGAAAAAGCAGGAGAAAAUGUACUUAAAUUAACUACAAACAUAUAAAUGCCUUAUCAUAUUCCAGUCAUACAAGGAUUAGAUCUUCCAUAUAAUAAUCAUACUUGUGUUAAAUCACAUAGUGAUGGAAUGUAUUAAGCCAAUAUAUUUCCUGAUCAUUAAAUACCUAUAUUUAGUCAAGAUUUAACAAAAGAGCUUAACAUUUAAACUGAAUAUAGAAGCAAGAAUUCAACUGUAUAGAUAAUAUAAAUUCUUAGUUUACACUUGUAUUAUUAGGAGCAGCUACAAAUUUUGCAAAAUUACUUUAAAGAUAUCCUGAAAGAAUAAAAUAAAUAGGAAGAGUUAUAAUUGUUGGUGGAGAUGCAGAUGGAUGUGAUCCUAAUUAUAAUUGUGAUCCAGAAGCAUUAUAAAUCUUUUUAGAAAUUCUUUAAGCACAUAAUAUAUAAAUUACAUUUAUUCCUAAAGUUGAAUAAGAAAUACCAUAAAAAUAUUUAGAUGCUUUAAAAUCAAUAGAUAAGAGAUUAAGUAAUUGGGCACUUGGAAUGAUAGAAUAAAGUAAAUUUUCUUUACAUAAAUGUAAUAUAUAUAAUUGUAUGAUUUAAGUAUUGGGAGUAUAUUUCCUUUCUAAUAGAGAUUAAUUUAAAAUAGAAAAAUAUGGAGUAGAAAUAGAAGAAAAUAAUAAUUGUAAAGGAUUUGUGAAUUUCUUUGAAACAUCAUUACCAAAUUAAGUAUAAGUAGUAACACAAAUUACUUUGGAUAAAUUAUUCAAUAAUUUAGUAUAAAUAAUAGCCAAAGCAUCAAGAGGAGCUUUGACGAAGGAUGAUUGA